CUGGGCUUAAGGCUCAGGCAGCUCAAAACAUGAAUUAAUUUUUCCUGUGAGGAAUUUAUAGCAUCUGUGUGCUACCUAAUUUUAAAGUUAUCCGUUUUCAUUUAAAACCCCCUGACUUGUGGGCGGCUCAGUGAGGGGGGAAUUAUAGUGUCAGAUGCAGUCUCUUUUUUGGGAGUUUGCAGGCUACCUCUCUGAAAGUAGCAGAUCAGAGGCCAGGGUGACAGGAAUGAAGUAUUGGAAGUGUUUGUCCUUGGGGUCAGGCAGUCCUGGCUUCAGAUCUCACCUCUCCUAGGUGUGUGUUCUGGGGCAAGUCAUUUCCCUUCACAGAGCUUUAGGAAAGGGAAAGGGCAUAGGAAGUCAUCGCGGAGGUUGAAUAAGAUUCCAUGUGUCACCUAGUGUAGCACCUGUCAUGAAAGGAGUGCUGAGUACAUGGUGGCUGUGACUUCUAGGAAUCAGGUCACUUUGGAUUGAGGUACUUUAGAGAGGCCCUGGGGGGAGGGUGAGGCGAUCUAGGUCUUGAAGCUCCGGUGUGGGAUUGACAGUUUGACUUUGCAGGGUGGAAAAGGAAGUAAUGCUCAUUGACAACUGCCCGUGUGCCAACCACUGUGGUUGGCAGUUGAUGUAUAUUGUUUCACUGGAUCCUCAGAGCCAUCAGCCAGAUUUUCAUGCCAGUUAAUGAUGAAGCAGAGGACAAUGGAAGACUGAAGAAUGUCUGCUUCAUACAAAGACUUUGAAACACUUCUCUAGCUGGGAGACAGCAACCCCCAACCAGUGCUAUUUCAUCUGGAAUUCCAAGUUUACAGAGAAUUCACUUCUCAAAAUUUGGCAACACUAUAGGGCAAAGAUGUACCCAUAUUUCCUUCAGUGUGUGCACUUGGUACUUAAAAGACCUGGGUGAAUCCAGUGCACCCAGCACUGAUUUCCAACACAACUCUUCCUUCAACAAAUUCUGUUUCCAAGGAAAGUCUUAACCAUUUGUCCCUCCUGGCGUACCCUCUUCCAUUGAAAUCCAUGCAGAAUAGACCAGAGAUGGGCAGCAGUGAACCUCUCCCCAUUACACAAAGCGACAAGAGGAGGAAGAAGAAGCGGAAGGCCCGAGCGACUGACUCCUUGCCAGGAAAGUUUGAAGAUGUGUACAAGCUGACCUCUGAAUUGCUUGGAGAGGGAGCCUAUGCCAAAGUUCAAGGUGCAGUGAGCCUGCAGAAUGGCAAAGAGUAUGCUGUCAAAAUCAUCGAAAAACAAGCAGGGCACAGCCGGAGCAGGGUAUUUCGAGAGGUGGAGACGCUCUAUCAGUGUCAAGGAAACGAGAACAUUUUGGAGCUGAUUGAGUUCUUUGAAGAUGAUACAAGGUUUUACUUGGUCUUUGAGAAACUGCAAGGAGGCUCCAUCCUAACCCACAUCCAGAAGCGGAAGCACUUCAAUGAACGAGAAGCUAGCCGAGUGGUACGGGAUGUUGCUGCUGCCCUUGACUUCCUGCACACCAAAGGCAUUGCUCACCGUGAUCUGAAGCCAGAAAAUAUAUUAUGUGAAUCUCCAGAAAAGGUGUCUCCAGUGAAAAUCUGUGACUUUGACUUGGGUAGUGAGGUGAAACUGAACAAUUCCUGCACCCCCAUCACCACACCAGAGCUGACUACACCAUGCGGUUCUGCGGAAUACAUGGCCCCCGAGGUGGUGGAGGUUUUCAGGGACGAGGCCACUUUUUAUGACAAGCGCUGUGACCUGUGGAGCCUGGGAGUGGUCCUCUACAUCAUGCUGAGCGGCUACCCCCCCUUCGUGGGCCACUGUGGGGCUGACUGUGGCUGGGACCGGGGAGAGGUCUGCAGGGUGUGCCAGGACAAGCUGUUUGAGAGCAUCCAAGAAGGCAAGUAUGAGUUUCCUGACAAGGACUGGGCACAUAUCUCCAAGGAGGCCAAAGAUCUCAUCUCCAAGCUACUGGUUCGCGAUGCAAAGCAGAGACUGAGUGCUGCCCAAGUUCUGCAGCACCCAUGGGUGCAGGGGCAAGCUCCAGAAAGGGGACUCCCCACGCCGCAAGUCCUCCAGAGAAACAGCAGCACAAUGGACCUGACUCUCUUUGCAGCUGAGGCCAUAGCCCUUAACCGCCAGCUAUCUCAGCACGAGGAGAACGAACUGGCAGAAGAGUCAGAGGCACUGACUGAGGGCUUCUGCUCUGUGAAACUUUCCCCUCCUUCGAAGUCACGCCUGGCCCGCCGGAGAGCCCUGGCCCAGGCAGGCCGCAGCGGAGACACGGCAGGCACCGUGCCCGACACCCCCAGCCCUCUGACACACUCCUUCGCACCUUCCAGGCCCUAGGCCCGUCCAGGCAUUGCCCUUCUGGAAAACUGUGUGGUCAGAGUCUGCAGAGCAAGCAGAAAGACCUGGUCCAUAACACCUUUCAGGCCUUUUUGUCCACAAAGGCCCAGAGACCUUCAGGAAAAGGCUUUUUCCAAAGGGAUUGUCUCUGAAAAGGAAAGCAAUCACUUGUCACUUUGCAUAAUCGCCUGCAGCAGUGUUGUCAGUGCUAGGCUUCUGCCCACCAGCUCGCCUGCCCGUAGAUCCAGAAUGGAGCCUGUGCUCAUGGCAGUGGUGGGCUGCGCCCGCAGCCUUCAGGGAGCUGGGCUGGAGAAGUCCGACAGAGGCCUCUUCCCUCUCUCGUUGCUGUCACACAGCCUGCCCCCCUCCAGUCUUUCCACCUUCCUCUGUCCUCUGGAUGUCCUCCCCCUCUGCCGAGCAAAGCUACCCUCAAUUCAGGGAAGGGCAGGGAGCGUCUGCGUUCCGGAAGCCAGAUCAGUCUUCCAGUCUGUAGCACGGAGAAGCACAUAAUCUUUCUUUGCCGUGACCAGAAUGAAUCCCUCAUUUAUCAUCAUCUUCCUUGUUUGGGAUUGCUGCUAAAGUCAGUAUUACUUCGUUUUGUUUGUUUUUUUUUUUUAAACCAUGCUUUUCCAGUCAAGAUGAGACUUUAAACUCCCACUGCAAGCCCACAGACUUUCCAGAGCAUGUAGGUCACUCUUUCCUGGACUUUCUUGCAUUGGGGUUUUAAUCAGGUCUUCCCUCUUACCCGGAUUUUAAGUUAUUAAGAAGAGAGGCAACUGAGAGGCCAUGUCUGCCAUGUCCCUCAGGUCUGGUGUACAGGGUGGGACCUGCCAGGGGCAGUGCAAGGCCUCUGUGCCAGAUGUGGAGCCAGGUCAGAGGCAGCCUGGCUGCCUGGUCUGAGCAAUGUGGCGCCCGCUACCAGGGAGCCCGAGGGCACAUCCAUGCAGAUUAGCUGCCCUGCCCAGUGGCCUGGAGAAAACUGAUCCACAUAAGUCAGACAGAAGUUCGUGUAACACCGUGAUGCUAGUGUACACUGCGUUUGUUUUAAUAAAACUGUUUUAAAUUCCAGCUUUGGUCUUCCUGGCAGUCCUUUCUUUACCAGCAGAGCUGAGGAGACAGACCUUCCAGAGAGGGGCCAAGACCAGCUGGGCGGGGAGAAGGUGCCCCUGUCAGGACCCUCUAAAUAUAGGACUUCACUGGAUCCAUAAAACAAGGUGAAGGAGACAUCACUGCUUUUCUUUUUUUAGAUGAGGACAUGAAAUUCAUCAAACAUUUAUCAAUCUCCUAUUCUGGGUCAGGGCUCAG
Molecule: messenger RNA, 3615 nt
Organism: Talpa occidentalis (Iberian mole)
Lineage: Eukaryota; Metazoa; Chordata; Mammalia; Eulipotyphla; Talpidae
Gene: MKNK1
Product: MAPK interacting serine/threonine kinase 1
Exons: 15
Coding region: 1012-2310 (432 amino acids)
Biological process (GO): protein autophosphorylation; intracellular signal transduction; peptidyl-serine phosphorylation
Cellular component (GO): nucleus; cytoplasm
Molecular function (GO): ATP binding; calcium-dependent protein serine/threonine kinase activity; calmodulin binding
Source: RefSeq, a predicted model, not a curated record